GAUCAGGGUAUAGCUGGUCUCGGCGCUGGCGUAGCUUCAACUAUCGCUAUGCAACCUUUAGAUCUUAUCAAAGUCCGGCUCCAAGUAUCAGAAAGAUCGAAACAGAAGGACAUUUGGAAGAGUUUACUAAAGAAACAAGAGUGGAAGGGUAUGUGGAGAGGUCUAACAACGAAUAUCGUUGGUAAUUCCAUAAGCUGGGGUGGUUACUUUUGGCUAUACACGAAAGUGAAGAAUCGCUUGCACGAUCGACAUCCAAACCGUAAACUCUCAGCUGUUGAACACUUAUAUGCAGCCUCAGAAGCUGGCUCUAUUGUCGCAAUAACCACUAAUCCCCUUUGGUUAAUAAAGACACGGAUAUUCACGACUAAACGAAAUGAUAAAGACGCUUAUAGAGGUCUUAUACAUGGUAUGAUCGAUAUAGGCAAGAAAGAAGGCAUACCUGGUUACUGGAGAGGUACCCUACUUGCCUUAUUUGGCGUUCUACAGGGUGCCAUUCAAUUUGCAGUUUAUGAAGAACUUAAACUAUAUCGCGCUGAAUCAUCCGGAAAUGUAAAUGAGAAUCUCCCCUGGUUGGUAUGUCACAUCUCGAAUUGGGAAUACACAUUAAUGUCUGGUUUCUCAAAAUUGGUUGCUUUAGGUAUGACAUACCCUUAUCAGGUUGUUCGAAGUAGGAUACAGAAUGAAAAAGCGUACACAACGAUAAGACAAUGCGUUAUAUCUACGUUUAGAAGUGAUGGUUUACUGGCGUUUUAUCAAGGUGCUGGUAUCAAUGCCUUAAGGAUCCUCCCAGGAACCUGCGUUACAUUCGUCGUGUAA
Messenger RNA from Wallemia mellicola CBS 633.66, 816 nucleotides. RefSeq names its product mitochondrial carrier. The annotation marks the transcript as partial. Lineage: Eukaryota; Fungi; Basidiomycota; Wallemiomycetes; Wallemiales; Wallemiaceae. Gene Ontology annotation, cellular component: mitochondrion. The transcript has 6 exons. The record is from RefSeq and is a predicted model, not a curated record. Gene Ontology annotation, molecular function: folic acid transmembrane transporter activity; FAD transmembrane transporter activity. Gene Ontology annotation, biological process: folate import into mitochondrion; nucleotide transport.